AUGAACUCGGCGGAACUCCGGAGCGGCAGCCGCGGUUUCCGCUCGGGCGUCCAACAGCGUCGGACCGCAAGACCGGAAGCGGCUUCUUGGCGGCGUUCUUCCCUUCUCCCUCAGUCGGCGGUCGGCGGGGUUGUCAUGGGGGACGCGGAGCUGGCCCGUUUUCGCCGCCGCUGGCGGGCCGAGCUGGCCGAAGGAGGCCCCAGGAAGCAGCGGCGGGGCGGGAAAAGGGCGCGGGAGGCGGGAGAGCAGGCGCCGGAGCCCCUGCAAGGCUGGGGAGGCUGCGGGGGCCUUGCGCGCUGGGACCCGGAGGAGGGCCUGGAAGGGCAGCUGGGGCUUCCGGCCCUCCGCGCCCACGGCCUUCUCCGAGCCGGACCCACACGCCCUUCCCCCGCCCCCGCCCAGAAGCCCUUGGUAGUACCACCACCACCAGGAGGAGCGGAGGAAGACCUCCUGGGACAACUCAUCCAAGAUUUGAAUGAAAUAAACGAAGUCCCGUUCUUUGAUGUGCAACUGCCUUAUGAACUGGCAUUAAAAAUAUUUCAGUUCCUUGGCCCGACAGAUUUGGGGAGGUGUGCUCAGGUGAGCAAGGCCUGGAAAGUGCUUGCAGAAGACAAAGUCCUUUGGUUCUGGCUAUGUCAACAGGAAGGUUACCUGCCUGACCGUCAGAUUUCUGAUUUUCCCUGCUGGAAAGGAACACUUAGAAAAUGCCGGGAGAAGGAGCAGGUUUUACGAACGAACUGGAAGAAUCGCAUUGGCAAUGUCAGCCAGUUGCAGUACGAGCUCGGGAAAGUCCUGUGCGAUGUGCAUUCUUGUGAUGGAGUGGUCAUUGCUGGAUACACAUCAGGGGAUGUGAAGCUGUGGGACACUCGCACCUGGGACUACACUGCCCCUGUCCUGGAACCGGAGCGUGGCUCAGCUGAACCUGGCCCCAGGCCCCAGGCCUCCUUUGUGAGAAUAAACAGCUCGCUGGCUGUGGCAGCUUACGAGGGUGGGUCGAUUAAAGUGUGGAGUUUGAUGUUGCGUUCUGAGCCCAUUCAUCACUACCAGCACAACCAGAAGAUCCAAGCGCUGGCUCUCUCAACUGACAGGGCAACGGUAGCAACGGCAUCAGCCUUCCAGGUCAGAGUGGAAGGGGCGAAUGACAUGGGAUACUGGGAGACCAUCGCAGAAGUCGAAAUCCAGAAGCUGGUCCAGUCCCUCUGCCUGGUGCCCUGCGUCAUGGGCCGCCCAGUGAUGGUGGCAACUGCCGAAGAGGAUGUCUAUCUUCUGAAGGCAGGAGAACCCGCCAAAGUGUUGCAUUCCGUCUAUGGCCAGCCUGUCACCUGCCUGGAUGUCUCAGCCAAUGAGGUGGCCUUUGGAGUGAAAGGUUUUGGCUGGUUGAUCAAUGAGACCAACAAGAUCCUUCUCUACAGUUUGGAGACUGGACAAUGUGUGACGCAGCUUGGAAGCUCCUUGGGCGACUUCACAUGUGUCAACCUCCGGGACAGCCCCCCGUUCAUGGUGGUUGCAGGAAAUAAAGACCGAAGGGUGAGAGUGUAUGACGUACGCAAAAGCAAGCCGGCCUGCUCAGUCUAUGGCCACCAGCUCGGAGUCUCAGCUGUGCAGAUGGAUGACUGGAAGAUUGUCAGUGGAGGGGAAGAAGGCCUGGUCUGUGUGUGGGACCAACGAAUGGGCACCAAACUCUGGGAAAUGCAUGCCAGGCACCCGGUUCGCCAUGUCUGGUUCAAUGCACACAGCCUCAUCACAGCCAAUGUUCCUGAUGAGAAGGUGCCCCGAGGCGCCUGCAUCACGGAUGAUGACUUGACGGCGCAUCGAAGGCAUCGAGGGAUCAUCUAUGCCUACACAUUCUCUGCGGACCACAUGGCUGCCGAGAGUGUCCUUCCUAUUUGCCGCUCCUCUUAUAAUGAAACGACUGGUUAUAACUACAACAUUGGCCUGGCAGUCCCCUACGACGACAUCUAAGGAGGGCGCCUGAAUGGCCAUUGGCAAGGUCAUGCCUCCGAACCCGGGAGCAUUGAGGAGCUGCGCUCCUUGUUAGGACACUGAGCGGGGAAUCCUGCAGCAAACACCCAAGAGUCUCCCACAGGUGAGAAGAGGAGGAUAAAGUCGAAAGAGUAGCGGGCAAGCUCUGGUACAGGUGUGCCAGAGUGGGUUCUGCAAAGAGGUGCUGGCCCACAAUUCCUAUGGAAAGGAGGGGGAGUGUUGGAGGGGAAUUGCUCCAUCAGGAACCCAAGUGGAAUUGCUCCAUCAGGAACCCAAGCUGGGUCCCCCUCGCUUUGUCUCAUAGUCCAUAGAAGGGUCUUAAGACCCUUAGCGAGGAGAGAGAACCGAGGCUGCUGUGAGAAGAGAUGAAAUGGAGAAUAAAGUGAGCAUCACUUGAAAAAUCUUCACCGUGGCCCUUCAUCAGUGGUGAGACAAUACAACUGGACACACAGUGGUGAAGAAUAUUACCUAUUAUCCAUGUUUACAUGAAAAAUCAUGUUUUUGUUGUUUUACAAAAUAAGAAUGUUAUAUUGUCAGUGGCACUUUGCAGAUUUCAAAAAGGAAAAUGAGCUGCUGCUUCUGCUUUUCAUGUUCAUGUUUUGUGCUCACUAGGGCCCCGUCUGCACUGGUUACUGUAGACUCAUAAUUGAGUUUAACUACAUUGAACUGCAUCAUGUAAGUGAGCCUAGAGUGACCAAACUGCAUUAUAGGGCAGUGGAUGGUUGCAUCAAGUGGUCACCAAUGGCAAAGCCAAGUAGAUCUAAAGUUCUGUUUCUAUCCCUCUUCUUUUCUUGCUUUGGCACCUGGAAGUCUGUCUUUGUAUAAAUUAAACAGUUGCAAAGAAGGUAUUUAUUAAAUUCUGUUGAGACCCUGCUAAUAAAUCCUGCCAAUUGGCAAGUUGUGUCCAAAAAGCCAAAAA
Messenger RNA from Anolis sagrei ordinatus, 2902 nucleotides. RefSeq names its product F-box and WD repeat domain containing 8 (gene FBXW8). Lineage: Eukaryota; Metazoa; Chordata; Lepidosauria; Squamata; Anolidae. The record is from RefSeq and is a predicted model, not a curated record. Gene Ontology annotation, molecular function: protein binding.